UUUCAUCUCCUCCUCUGAAACUUUCAAGAGAAGUAACACUGAACUCCUGUGUUGUUUACAUUUUCCAUGUGAGUGACAGAAUGGACUGGAUAGUUAGUGCUACGCUAUUCUUGUCAGUGUUUAGUGCCACACUUUGUUUCAAUAUUGAGCCCGUGGCUUGGAGAGCCCUGAGGAGCUCUGCUGCUGGUUUUGGUUACCGGGUGGUUCAAAGACAAUCAGAUCUGCUGGUCAGUGCUCCACUUGAACAGUAUUCACAAAAUGAAAGAGGGAGAAUAUAUAGGUGCACCACAUCUUCCCAAACCUGCCAAGAUAUCCAAUUUGAAGCACCAGGUUUCGCAGUCAACAUGUCGCUUGGUUUGACAAUGAAAAGCGAUCAAAGAGCACAAAACACUGUGGUGUGUGGUCCAACCAUUGCAAAGGACUGCAAAAGCAUCACCAUGUACAACGGGGUGUGCUUUCAGUUGGACCGUUAUAAUAGGCUUGGACCACCCGUACCUUCUUCUAUUCAAGGGUGCCCACUGCAAACAGACAUUGCCUUUCUGUUGGAUGGUUCAGGCAGCGUGUCUCAGCCUGAUUUUCAAACAAUGAAGAGAUUUGUGAAAGAGAUAAUUCAAUCAUUUCUCUCAAGUGAAACACAGUUUUCUGUUUCCCAGUUCUCCACUUAUCCAGAGGUUCACUUUAACUUUAAGAAAUUUUCCUCAUCUGGAUCAGUGGAGACUGACAUCAAUGGAAUCAGACAGCAGGGGGGAUCUACUUACACAGCUAAGGCCAUCACACAUGUUGUGAACAACGUUUUCACACCACAAAGAGGUUCCAGACCAAAUGGGAAGAAGGUCUUGAUAGUAAUUACUGAUGGACAAUCUACUGACCGGUAUGAUCUACGAGAUGCAACAAAGCGAGCAGAGAGUAAAAACAUUGUUCGAUUUGCUAUUGGGGUGGGCAGCGCUUUUAGGCUCCCUGAUGCAAGAAAAGAACUGCGCACCAUUGCAUCCACUCCCUCAUAUGUGUUUGAAGUGGAGAACUUCGACGCACUUGAAGUAAUAAGACAGAAUCUGCAGGACAAAAUUUUCUCCAUCGAAGGAUCUCAAAGCAGUGGAGAGUCACUGGAAAUGGAAAUGUCUCAAGAGGGAUUCAGUGCAGUUAUUGUGCCUGAGGGAAUUCAGAUGUCUAUUGUUGGUGCAAACCAGUGGAAGGGAGGCUACGUGCAAUACACAACUGGAGGGGAGAAGGUGAAAACAUAUGAGGAUGUGUCUUUGGAGCCUGACAGUUAUCUUGGUUACUCUAUGGCAGUUGCUAAAACCCAACGUGGCUCUCUGACAGUUGUUGGUGCUCCAAGAUAUAAACACAGAGGAGCUGUGGUCGCUGUUAACAGAGAAAACUUGAAAAACCAAAAGAUUGAGUCCUUUUCGACACAGACUGGUGCAUAUUUCGGGGCAGAGGUGUGUACCAUGGACAUAAAUAAUGAUGACAUCACUGAUCUAAUCUUCAUAUCUGCCCCAAUGUACAUGGAGCCGGAUAGAGAGGGAAGAGUUUAUGUUUGCAGAUUAACUGGUUCGUUUGUGGAGUGUAAUUUUGAUGAUCCAUUAAUACUAAGAGGACAUGCAGCUGUCAAAGGAAGGUUCGGCUCUUCUCUUGCUGUGCUGCCUGAUCUAAACUCAGAUGGAUUCAGGGAUUUGGCAGUUGGAGCACCUUUGGAAAAUAGUGGUGAAGGCAGCAUCUACAUAUUUAAUGGUGAAGGAAGAGGAAGAAUCAGUCCUACUUACUCACAGAGAAUUACUGGCUCUGAGGUCCAGUCAGGACUGAAGUUCUUUGGCCUCACAAUCAGUCAGUCAUCUUUUGAUCAUAGUGGUGAUGAACUGCCUGACUUAGCGGUGGGUUCAAAGGGUAGAGUUGUCUUACUGAGAUCAAGACCUAUAGUAAUGGUAAAAGCUGAGGUGUUAUUCAGCCCAAACCAAAUUCCUACUCAGAAUGUAGACUGCUCAAAACCAUUGGAGAACACAGCUGCAAUCUGUUUUACCAUGAGCAGAGUGUCUACAGUCAACGCAGCUCAAGCAAGGAUUGAUUACACUUUAACACUGGAUGCUUCUCGCAAAUCUCCGACCAACCGGGCUUACGUCAGUGGGAAACAACAAGAGCAGUCUGGAUCAGUUACUCUUGACUUACAAAACCGACAAUGUUCAACUGUAAAAUUCAUUAUCGAGGCCUGUCCAGAGGAUGCUCUUAAUGUACUUUCCAAUGAGCUCAAAUUCAUAUUUGAUGGGUUGCCAUUAAACACAAACCUCAGGCCAAGUCUUGCCCCACAGAGUCAAACAGCAACUAUUUUUCCUUUAGGGUUUGAGAUCAACUGUGGUACUGACAACAGAUGUGUUGAUAACCUUAAAGUGGAUUUCGGCUUCACCAGAUCCUCAGUGGUUAAAGUGGGCAUUGAUGAAUUUCUGCAUGUCACAGUCACAGUGGAGAACAGAGGAGAAAACUCCUACAACAGCCAUGUUAUUCUCACGUACCCAGCUGGACUGUCCUACAGGAAGUUCACGAGUCAGCAGGGAAGAAUUGAGUGCAACUCCUUGGACAGUGAAGAUGAUUUAUCCCGGGGAUGGACAGACUGCACUAUUGACAAGCCAAUUUUCAAGAGCAAAACUAAGGCUUCUUUCAUUGUCUCCUAUGGGAUUGACACAAACAGUCAAUUUGAGAAGGAGAUCUUUAUCACUGCAAAUGCCACCAGUGGAAAUCAGGAGCAUGCCCCUACAAGUGAACUUUACAAAAGGAAAUCAAUUAAUGUAAAAUACAGCAUUUUUAUGACAUUUGCAAGCUCACUAAGCUACAACAAUUUCACAUUUGGGAAGAAUGAUUUGAAGAAACCAGUCCAACAAUCAGUUAAGGUUUCAAACGAUAUCAGAGCGCUUAAUUUCAUUGUGGUGAUCAAAGUUCCAGUGAAGCUUGGUGAAAAAGACAUUUGGGUGGAUUUGAGCAGUCUACAGAUUUCAGAUUGUCAGAGAGGAAAUGAUGAAGAACCAAGUGUCAGAGAUUUUGUUCCAAAAAUACAAAAGAAUAAAGUGGUGGACUGCUCUGUAGCCAGGUGCAGAGUGUUCAAGUGCAACUCAUUCUUGAAAAGACUGCAGAGUAGGACAUACGAAAUCUCUGCCAACAUUAGUUCACAAUGGAUAGAGCAGAUUGGACUGCAAUCUACCAAAUUCCUCUUGACCAUUACAGCCACUGUGGAGUAUGACCAAAGCCAGUACAUCUACUUUUCAACAGUGUCUAACAACAAUCCUCCUGUUCACAAGCUUGAAGCAGUGGUUGAAGUAUAUUCUGAGGCAAAUUUCACCAAAGAGAUCAUUGGAGGAUGUCUGGGAGGGUUGGCUUUUCUGGCUUUACUCACUGCUGGUCUGUAUAAGGCUGGAUUUUUUGAGAGUAAGUACAAGCAGAUGAUAAAUGACAAUGCAGAGGACGGUCCAGAUCCAGGGACCGAUGGAAGUCCAUCCCCGGCAGAAAAAUAAAGAUCACAUUUGUAGUUGCAUGUUUAAACUAUAUGAAAGCUAUAGAUCCUCCUUAUAAUUUUAGAAGUCAACAUUUUGUGUAAAAAUGUCAAUGCUACCACAUUGGAUUAAUUAAACCAAAAACAGCUUGCUAUAUCUGACAUCAUUCUUUCACCCACUCAUUCAACACUUUACACUUUACUAUACAAUGAAUAUUUCUGAGUUUGAAUUGCAAACAUUGUACAGUGAAUUAGAAUUUUUGUGCUUAUUGCAGUGCAAUACAUGCAAAUUCUUGUUAGUUUUUGUAGUUUUGUGCUGAUAGUUUUGGCGCAACUGUCUCUUUAGCACCACCAAUAGGUGAUUUUGUGAAUAGUUUUGACACAUAGUGACACUGCAGGAAGUGGAAAGAAGUAGGAAUUUUUAAGGAAGCUACACAUGACUGCAACCAAUCCACAUGCAUCAGCCAUUAAUCCUUAGACCUUUCUGGCAUCAUCUGUAUGUAUAUUGUUUAUAUGAUCAAAAACAAAAAUAAUCCCAAUACAGUGUCAUGUACUGUUUAAAACAUAGUGCUGUCAGUAUUGUAGCUCGGUGUACACAGGGCUUCCUCUAAAUCACUGACGUAACUCUGAACAGUCACCCUGUAACUUCUGCAUUUUGGUUUUCAACUCUGACUUUGUCAGCAGAAUCAAUACGUCACUCAUUUCUCAAACUACUUUCAUGGAUGUAACGCAAUGGACUGUUUAGUGUGAUGCAUGCACAAUCAUUCUUGUAACAACAUCCUAAAAAGUUGAUUCUGUUCAUCUGUUUGUAGUGUUUUUAGUGGAAGAAACAUUCAUAAACUCAUCUAAGGGAGUUUUUCAGUCUCAGCUGUCUGCAGAUUUCAACAACCUUAUAAAUUAGGGGUGUCAAACAUAAGGCCUUGGGACUAGUGUUGGCCUGACAAAGACUUUAAUCCUGCCCACUGGACACCUUGAAAAAGAGGGCAUACAUUUUAGACUUUUAACUGUAUAUAUCUAUUCUAUAAGUGUUAAAGAUUUUCCUACAGAUAAACACACACACACACACACAACCUGCAAAUAUCAGCAAGACCUAUUUAGAGACAGGACUCAAAAAGUUCAAAGCAGUUGGAAGGACCAGUCUCCACAGGGCUUUUGCUUAGACCCAGACUCAUGUCAAUAUUAUCCCAGAGUCCACACCAGAGUCACACACCACUCAGCAGCUCGCAAUUUCCAAAUCCUGUGCACAUGGACAGACUGGUGAACAUAACUUUACAACAAAUCCAAACAAUAACCAAAGUAGGAGUAGCACUUCACUAGCUGCUUUCAAGGCACCAAGCCAUAAGCUGAUGCUGAUGCACUGCUGCAUCCUUUCAAAGCUGCCCAAACGAUCUCAUCAGAGCGAGUGUGUAAUUGCCACCAGGUAUGUGAUCCUGAAGGAACAUAGGCCAA
This is a messenger RNA of Haplochromis burtoni (Burton's mouthbrooder), 4924 nucleotides long. Its product is annotated as integrin alpha-M. Gene Ontology annotation, molecular function: integrin binding. The record is from RefSeq and is a predicted model, not a curated record. Gene Ontology annotation, biological process: cell adhesion mediated by integrin; cell-cell adhesion; integrin-mediated signaling pathway. The coding region runs from base 81 to 3497 and encodes 1138 amino acids. The transcript is spliced from 30 exons. Gene Ontology annotation, cellular component: integrin complex; external side of plasma membrane. NCBI's taxonomy places the organism in Eukaryota, Metazoa, Chordata, Actinopteri, Cichliformes, Cichlidae.